CGCAUUCUUGAUUUAUCUGAAUUCAAGCUAUAGUGUUUUAUGAAAUAGGAUACACUUCCCUCUAUAUUUUUCAUUUUUGGUAAACUCAGCAAAUUCAAAAAUGGGUUUUGAAAUUAAAAAGUUGACUUCAUUUCCUGUUAUUUCAUUAAUACUUAGAUUGUGCCUAUGUGAAAAAAUUGAAUUAUUUCAGACAGACGGACGGAUAACGAAUGUGUCGGAAUCGCAUGGUGCUCUUUCGUUGUUGGAAUGUUCGCUUAUUUUUGAAAGAAGUACGAGCAGUGUGUCUUUUAAUUACAACAAAGAUACAAAUAUUUGCGAAUUGAGUAACAAUCAUCACGAGGGUUUUACAAUAGCUUCGCCGGGAUGGAACGUGUACUCACGAAUUGUGAAUGGUGGCUGGAGUUCAUGGUUAAGCUGGAGUUCAUGCUCUGUGACUUGCAAAGAUGGAACAAGGUCAAGGACAAGAACAUGUUCUAACCCGUCGCCUAGCAAUGGAGGACAAACAUGCCAGGAUGUUGCAAUUGAAAACGAAGCUUGUAAUGAGAGAGCUUAUUGCUUUCUGGCAACUGGCUACUUUCUUGGAUCAGACGUAGUUACACAUUCGCAAGCUGCGGCGAUAUGUGAUGGUAUGUCUGCAAGACUUGUAAUUCUGGAGAGUCAAGAGGAAAUAGAUUUUCUUGGAACCCUAGUAGAAGGAUUUAGCCACUGGAUUGGAAUGACUUGCACUCAGGGUGAGAACUGCAAAUGGAGUGACGGGACUAGUGUUGAUCUUGGUUUCACGGCUUGGGCGCCGAAUGAGCCACAGGGUAGGAAUUGUGUAUGGAUUGGUUACUAUGGAAACAAAUGGGAUGAUAAUUUCUGUUAUGUAACAAAGAAAUUCAUUUGCGAAUAUCUUUGAUAUGGAAAUUAUAUCCUGACAACAAAUUAAUAUGUUUUUAAUAUUUGAAUAUUUAUUAUGACAGGUUAGUUGUGUACACAGUUAUCAAAGAA
Molecule: messenger RNA, 990 nt
Organism: Ruditapes philippinarum (Manila clam)
Lineage: Eukaryota; Metazoa; Mollusca; Bivalvia; Venerida; Veneridae
Product: semaphorin-5B-like
Exons: 6
Coding region: 101-898 (265 amino acids)
Source: RefSeq, a predicted model, not a curated record